ACGAUGGCAAUGAGGGACCUGGUGGAAGCAGAGUGCGGGGGCUCCAACCCCCUGAUGAAGCUAGCCGGCCACUUCACCCAAGACAAAGGCCUGCAACAGGAGGGGCUCCGGGGCCCCUUGGCUUGGCCUCCCACGGUGCCAACUCCUGAAGGGGUGUCUAAACCUCUUGGAAGAGCAUCAGAAGAUGAACUGGUGGCAGAGUUUCUUCAAGAGCAGAAUGGCCCUCUGCUAUCCCGCGCCCCACAGACAUUCAAGAUGGAUGAUCUAUUGGCCGAGAUGCAGGAAAUUGAGCAGUCCAGUUUCCGGCAAGCCCCUCAAAGAGCUCCAGGGGUGGCGGCCCUGGCUCUGUCUGAGAACUGGACGCAGGAAUUCCUUGACGCUGCUGAUAGUACGGUUGACAUUGCGACGGACUAUAACGAAGCUGACUGGUCCCAGGAAUUUAUUGCAGAGGUUACAGACCCCUUAUCGGAGUCCCCUGCCAAGUGGGCUGAGGAAUAUUUGGAACAGUCAGAGGAGAAGCUGUGGUUGGGAGAGUCAGAAGACCAAACACUGGCUGAUAAAUGGUAUGAGGAAUAUCAGCCUGAAGAUGACCUUAAGAAAACAGCCAAUGAUUUUCUGGCAAAAGUGGAUGACCCCAAAUUGAAUAACUCUGAGUUCCUAAAGUUUGUUCGCCAGAUUGGAGACGGGAGGGUGUCCAUCGAGGCAAAUCAAGUGACCAUUGCCCCCAGAGACCAGGAUCAGGCAGAACAAUGGGCAACUGAGUUUAUACAGCAGCAGAAUGCAUCUGAAGCCUGGGUGGACCAGUUCUCGCAUGCUGGGGUCACGUCCGGUCUGGAGGCUGAGUUUGAGAAAGCCAAGAUGGCCGUGGAGUCGGAUGUGGAUUUCUGGGACAAACUACAGGCCGAGUGGGAGGAGAUGGCCAAGCGGGAUGCGGAGGCCCAUCCUUGGCUGACGGAUUACGAGGAUCUCUCCAGCUCCUCUUACGACAAGGGAUACCAGUUCGAGGAGGAUAACCCUGUCCGCGACCACCCGCAUGCUUUUGAGGAAGGGCUGAAGUGUCUGGAGCAAGGGGACCUUCCCAACGCCGUGCAGUUCUUUGAGGCUGCAGUGCAACAGAAUCCUGAUCACAUGGAGGCCUGGCAGUACCUGGGAACGACGCAAGCAGAGAAUGAGCAAGAACUUGCCGCGAUCAGUGCGCUCAGGCGGUGUCUAGAGCUGAGCCCUAAAAACCUCACGGCACUCAUGGCUCUGGCCGUCAGCUUCACCAACGAGUCACUACAGAAGCAAGCCUGUGAAACUCUCCGUGACUGGCUGCGCCACAAACCAGAGUAUGCUCACCUGCUGGGGAAGGAGCCUACAGAAGACAGCCCUAGCCCGGGCCUCGGGUCUUCCAGACGUAUCCUGGGUUCCCUCUUAACAGAUUCACUCUUUGUCGAAGUGAAGGAGCUGUUCUUGGCUGCUGUGAGAAGCAACACCGCCACUGUGGACCCGGAUGUGCAGUGUGGUCUGGGGGUUCUCUUCAACCUGAGUGGCGAGUACGAGAAGGCCGUGGAUUGCUUCACCGCUGCCCUGAGUGCCCGCCCAAAUGAUUACCUCCUGUGGAACAAGCUGGGUGCCACUUUGGCCAAUGGGAACCGGAGCGAGGAAGCUGUUGCGGCUUACAGGCGGGCCUUGGAGCUACAGCCAGGCUACAUUCGCUCUCGGUACAACCUGGGCAUCAGCUGUAUCAACCUCGGCGCUCACAGAGAAGCUGUGGAACACUUCCUCGAGGCCUUGCACAUGCAGCAGAAGAGCCGAGGACCGCGAGGGCAGCAGGGCGCCAUGUCCGACAACAUCUGGAGCACCCUCCGCAUGGCCCUCUCCAUGCUGGGCCAGAGUGAUCUGUAUGCGGCGGCGGACGCCCGAGACCUCCCGACCUUGCUGCAGGCUUUUGGCCUCCAGCAAUGACUCUGGGACGGGCUCCCUUGCGAGUGCAGGAUGAGCCCUUACCCGUGCUGAUCUUCCUCUCCCCGCCUCUCGGGUCACACGCACACAUACACGGUCAGGCAGCCUUUCCCACCCCCACUGCUUGCGACGUUCGCACUCAGCGUCUUAUUUCCGCACAAGGCAAACUUCCCCUUGUUUUGUGUGGGACCCCACCGGAGAGGCUCACUUCCUCUCACCUUGGUUGUGUCCCACGGAAGCCGCUGAUGGGUCUUGAGCAGCUCCCAAGUUUGCACUUUACAAGGGGAGUAAAUCCCGCCGAUCGGGAAAGCAUUCUGUUACGGAUCGUCGGCUCCCGGGACACCCUUUUUAGGAGGGCUUUUUGUUGUAGCAGGAACUCCUUUGCAUAUUAGGCCACACACCCUUGAUGUAGCCAGUCCUUCUGGAGCUCACAGUAGGCCCUGUACUAAGAGCCCUGUAAGCUCUUGGAGGAUUGGCUACAUCGGGGGGGGGCGUGGCCCAGGGAUGGAAUUCUAGCAGGAGUUCCUUUGCAUAUUAGGCCACGCCCCUGAUGUAGCCAAUCCUCCUGGAGCUUACAGUAGGCCCUGUACUAAGAGCCCUGUAAGCUCUUGGAGGAUUGGCUAUAUUAGGGCGGCAUGGCCUAAUACGCAAAGGAGUUCCUGCUACAAAAAAAAAGCCCAUGCUUUUUAGAAUGGCAAAGCUGCUCCCUUAAAAGCCCUGUGCUUGCAGCGGCCUCCAGGUUGGGGUGGAGUGGGGCCCCUUGGCAGAAGGGUAGCCGUCUGGGUCUCUGUGCUAAAAUGCCCUGGUCCCGGUCAUGUGGGUGUGGUGGUGGUGCCCUGGGCGUUUCUCACUUUUCCCGAGAGAUGAAUCAUGAAGUGGAAUUUUGGGCUUCCGUCUUCCGGAGCGCUGCUAACCUUACAGGUACGACACAAAGCAAUUACAAGUGUUUCAGGAAGCGCCGGCCAUAGCAUCCUCUCGGUGACAGUGAAGAGAGGGGAGUGAGAGGAGCCAGCUGUGAGUUAACCAGAGCAUUGUUGAAGUUCAGAGCAUUGACUACGAUGUCUUAAUUAUCCUUGUUAGUAACUUAAAAAAAAAAGAGGAACCCAGGGCAGGAGCAAUACCACAAACGCAGGUGCUGAAACACAUCACGCUGCCAAAUAUUUGACCAGCAUUUGUAUGCAGAUACUCUUUUUAAAUGUAGGAAUAAUACAGGAUUUAGGAAUAUUUAUGCAGUGGAAGGUAUCAGGCCCAGUAAUUUGAAAAGUGUCCCCCCCCCUUUACAUAUCCCACAUACAAACAAGAACUUCUUAAAACAAAAGAUCCCCCCCCCCCCCCUCCAAAAUGAUUAGCUGCCGUUUUAAAGCCUAUGCGAUUCAGCUUAGGCGGUAUUUGUGUUUAGGAGAGCAUUGAUACAGUCAGGGGUGGAAUUCUAGCAGGAGCUGCUUUGCAUAUUAGGCCGCACGCCCCUAAUGUAGCCAAUCCUCCAAGAGCUUACAAGGCUCUUUUUUGUAAGCUCUUGGAGGAUUGGCUACAUCAACGGUGUGUGGCCUAAUAUGCAAAGCAGCUCCUGCUAGAAUUCCAGCCCUGGAUACAGUCAAUUCAGGUACAGUUUUAAGGGUGUCUUUGUAAUGAGCAGUGAUCAUGGGUCUCUUGGGGAGAGAGAAAUCCUGAUUGCUGUCUUACGCUGAGCUCUUCUAGCAUGUGAAGGAGAGCCCCACGAGUAGGUAUCAGGCCUGUUUCAAAGAGCCCAAUUUGGGGUGGGGAGAGAGGUCGCAUCACAGUGAGCGAGCAGAGCACUUACCCAAGCCAGUAGAGAUCCUGGAACAUCCCUAGCUCUUGAAAAGGUUCUGAUUUGUAUGCGGAAUGUGCAGACCGACAUUUGAUGCUGUUAAGCAGGCGGACUAAAAUUAGAAACCGUCAUUCAUGCUUGCAGCAACGGAAGCUGUCCUUGGAGGGGACAGACUGGCUUCACUACUCUGCAGCCAGGUAGGGAAGGUGCAAACUGAGUGCAGAGGCUUCCAGGUGGAGGUAGGCCUCUCAGCCCAUGCCCGGCCUGCUCUGCACCCAAGACCGCUCUCCCAAGCCUGUUCUGUUUUCUUCCCUCAGGCGUUCCAUUUCUGCACCCCUCCUACCUGAUCCCUGUGGCUGCCUGUUAGGCUUAUAAUCCUUCCAUUGCAAUUAGAUGCCUUGCAUAGAACAUGAUCGUACCUCCCAACUUUGGUUUAGGGUUAUUGAUGCAGCGGUGAAUCACAUGUGUUUCUGGCUAAUAAUCCUUUCGGCUGCUCUGUCAAGUCAAAGGGGAACUGCCACCCACCCCUUUGCAUACAGUUCUCUUCCUCCAUGUAACUGGCUUUCUAAACCUGUGUGUGAUUCUCCCCCCCCCCCCUAUAAACAACAGGAAGGAGGCCUUAGGAAAGCCACCUGCCCUCUGCUCUUUAGUUUAACUCCUAACAAGCCCCUCUUGCGUGGUCUCUUGUGGUUUUUGCUGAUUUUUAAGCAGCUGCUGAAAGUUCUUUCCGAUAGGUAGGUAGUUGACGUGUUCCUUGUAAUUGGAACACCUCCACGUUACUGCGGUCUUGGUAGUUCUUACCUCUGAGGCCGGUCUGAUUAGCCUUAAGUUGCAGAAAAGUAGUGUGGGACACGGGCAAAGGGGGGGCUUAGCUAAGCAGCAGUUUUGGGGGGGAUGGGGGGAUCUCUCCAGCGCUGCUGCACCGCACCAGCUGAGUGGUUGUAAAUGACUGAUCCGUGUCAGUAGCUGAGAACAGGGUAAACGCCCCAUUAUUGGUGCUUGCUCCCUGCCCGGUUCCCCCUGCAGCCUCCCCCCUGAGAUCUGUGAAAAUGUAGUUCAGAGGUAGCUGAAGGUACCCCCCUAAUUAAUGAUCCUUUGGCCAUUUUGUUCUUGUAAAGAGGGGAGGUGGGUCGGGGUUUCUCUGUGCAUAUGAUUGCCCCUCUUGUGUAAUUGGCUCUUAUAAAUAUAUGUAUAUGAUUUUUUUUUGUCGUUUGGGGGGGGGGGAAAUGUUUUUAAAUUGUAAAAUAUUUUGUAUAAAAGAAUUAAAACCUGCCAAAAUAAACGUUUCACUUGGUGCAUC
Messenger RNA from Heteronotia binoei (common prickly gecko), 5033 nucleotides. RefSeq names its product peroxisomal biogenesis factor 5 (gene PEX5). Gene Ontology annotation, biological process: protein import into peroxisome matrix, docking. The transcript is spliced from 15 exons. Bases 4 to 1947 code for a protein of 647 amino acids. Gene Ontology annotation, cellular component: cytosol; peroxisomal membrane. Gene Ontology annotation, molecular function: protein binding. NCBI's taxonomy places the organism in Eukaryota, Metazoa, Chordata, Lepidosauria, Squamata, Gekkonidae. The record is from RefSeq and is a predicted model, not a curated record.